AUGGGGAAUUUACAACAUUCUUACCAUGUCUCUACCUUUCUGGAAGCCAAAAAUCUAUUGCUGCUUUUUGGUUUUAUGCUUGGAGCAGCUAUCUUACAAUUCAUCCUUACCCGCUUCUAUAAUUUAUAUCUCCACCCUUUAAGCAAAUUUCCCGGUCCAAGUCUCGCAGCAGCCACUGGAUUGGUAUUCUCCUACAAAGUUCUACGUGGCGAAGAGGUCGCAUGGGAAGCAGAAAUGCACAGGAAAUACGGCGAGGUUGUGCGGCUUGGACCUAAUCGACUAAGUUACGUGACACCUGAAGCUUGGAAAGAUAUCGCUGGCCCUGGAGCGGGCAAGCGCCUCGAGAAUACGAAAGACCCAGGAACAUUUGGACCAGACUUCGCCGGUACAUUGUCUUUAGGCUCCCAGCCCGACACAAUGGUUCACAGGAUGCAUCGAAGGGUCUUUGCACCGGCAUUUAGCGACAAGGCUUUGAAGCUACAAGAGCCAUUGAUCCAAGGUUACCUCAACUCACUCGUAAGGAUCAUCAAGAACAACGCAACAACUACCCCAGCUGUUGAAUUCGACAUCGCCAAACUACUCAACUGUAUGACCUUUGAUGUUAUGGCAGAUCUAGCUUUUGGAGAGCCUCUUGGCCUCCUCGAUCAAUCAGAGUUAUCGCCUUGGGUCCAAGCCGUCCUUGGAAACGUCCGAAGAAUUUCAAUCGCCCGUCUGGCGCGCGAGUAUAAGGGGUUGAAAUUUCUGACUAAAAUGCUCAUCACCAAAGAAGUCAUGGAUGGCGCACGUCUCCACUACAACCACUCCUACGAGCGGGUAGAGAAGCGGCUGAAUCGCGGCAUCGACAUUGGGAAACCCGACAUCUGGAAGCUUGCCAUGGAGAAGACAGAUCAAGUAUCAGACAUGUCAAAGAUGCAGAUGACGGCCCACGCACAAGCAUUCAUGAUGGCUGGAACGGAAACUACCGCCACGUUACUCAGUGGCUUGACAUUCCUCCUGCUAAAGCAUCCACAUUACAUGCAGAGACUACAGAUCGAGGUGCGUGCGCUAGGCAGGGAAGACUUGAACCUUGAAAACCUAGCCCGUCUACCUUUCCUCAACGCAUGUCUCCAAGAAGCCCUUAGAAUCUACCCGCCUGCCCCAAUUGCCCUUUUCCGCAUCACACCAAAGGGCGGCAACAUGAUCUGUGGAGAAUGGAUACCGGGAGGCACUAAAGUCGCUAUCCCCCACUACGCUGCCUACCACCACCCUUCCAACUUCAAAGAUCCAGAUUCCUUUAUUCCCGAGCGCUGGCUCCCUGGAACCGGUUACGACAGCGAUCGCAAAAAUGUACACAAUCCAUUUUCUGUUGGGCCGCGCAACUGUAUUGGUCAAAACCUGGCUAAUCAUGAGAUGCGCGUUAUUCUCGCAUCGCUUACUUGGCACUUUGAUUUCGAGUUGUGUCCCGAAAGUUCGAAUUGGCUUGAUCAGAAGGUGCAUUUCUUGUGGGCGAAGGAUCCUCUUCUUGUCAAGGCGAGAUAUAUCAGAUAG
This is a messenger RNA of Bipolaris victoriae FI3, 1527 nucleotides long. RefSeq lists its product as hypothetical. Gene Ontology annotation, molecular function: monooxygenase activity; iron ion binding; oxidoreductase activity, acting on paired donors, with incorporation or reduction of molecular oxygen. Lineage: Eukaryota; Fungi; Ascomycota; Dothideomycetes; Pleosporales; Pleosporaceae. The record is from RefSeq and is a predicted model, not a curated record. Bases 1 to 1527 code for a protein of 508 amino acids. The transcript has 5 exons.